UACAACGCUCUCGAUCAGCAGACGAUUUAUUUCUAUCUUACGGAGUUCCCGAAGAUAAUAAGUCGAAGCAUCACGCGUUUCUCGUGAUACAAACACGUGAAUUUAAUGUAACCGUCGUUUAAGAGAUUGAUACUUGUUUUGUGCGGACUACUAAUACACUAACAACGGUAUGAUUAGGAAGCACUAUGUGUGUAUUGCUUCAUAGACGUUCUGCUGUAAAAUUGAAUACAGAUAAAGUAGUCAGACUGAUUUCAAGUGGUGUAUAAAAUUUGUGAUAACGAGCUAUUUGUUGUACCGAGUUUCUCGUUAUUACAAGAACCUCUGAUUUCUAUGUUAUAAAGGAUACAGCCAUGAACGCAGUCUCACAUCUUACAAUUGAGAGAACACAGAAGGCACUGGAUACUAUACGCGGCAGAUUUGACGCCGAGUCCGAAAGACUAGAGAUAAUUACGCCUGACCGCUACAAUGACGCCUUUGCAAUCUUGAAAGACCAUUUCAUACCCGAUGAACCGCUGGGUUGGGCGUUUGGAGUCAAGUGGCAUCAGGAAUUUCAAGACGUUUGUAAAAAGGCAUUGAGUGACAACUGCUCUCUGUGUAUGAUUUCCAAAGGGAACAACGAAAUUAUGGGAAUCCGUUUGAUCGAAUACACGUCCGCCUCCGACCCUCCACCCAACUUCGAUUUCAUGACGUACGAAGAAUUCAAGGGGCUCUUUAAGUUUCUGACCCACAAAAGUAAAGAGGUGGAUUUCUUCAAUCGGUAUGGCGUCGACGAGGCCUUGCAUUUCUUUACGCUCGGGGUUCACAAAAGUACCGUCGCAUGGGCCUUGGUUCCAGGUUGCUUGAGGCAGGCGUUGCCCUUGGUAAGGAGUUGGGAUUUAAAGCGAUUAGAGGGGAGGCGACGUCCAACUUCUCUCAGCGAAUUUACCAGAAAGCGAAGUUUGAAUGCAUUCUGGACAUGCCGUAUGACGAGUACACGUUCAGGGGAAAGAAGCUCAGUGAAUCAACCGGAGAACAUAAAAUGGCCAAAGUAUUUGGGUUGAAAUUAUGAAAAUACGUGGACGUGGUUAAUGGAUAAAUAAAACGAAAUUAUAAAUGUGUAAUUGAUAUUGAUUCUGUAUCACGUAUUCUCACGUAUUUCGAUAAUGACUUGAUUGAAGUCAACUCAUCUAUUAGAACUGUUCAUUGUUUUCCUGUCCUUUUUUGUCAAUGACAAUUUGAGCUACGUUCUGAAAAAAAACGUUGCUUAAUGCAUGUGCGUAAAGUGUCGUCCUAGAAUAGGCUGUGCAGUCCGCACAGGCUAAUCAGGGACGACACUUUACGCCUUAAUUGGAUUUUCAUGAGAAGAGAUUUCAUCCAAACGAAAAAUGUCAUAACAGCGGAAAGUGUCGUCCCUGAUUAGUCUGUGCGGACUGCAUAGGCUAAUCAGGGAAUACAUUUUACGCACAUACAUUAUGCCCAGUUUUCUCAGAACACGACUCAUUUCAUAUCCAGCGUUUUUAAUCAUUCUGCUCAAAGUCAUUCUGAUCACAAUUACUACCCAUCAAUAUGGCUAUAUAUGGCUAUAGUACAAUUUUGUUAACACUAUAGAGGCCACAUUUAUUGUCUGAUCUUCAUGAAACUUGGUCAGAAGAUUCAUCCCAAUAAUAUCUUGGACGAGUUCGAAAAUGAUGCCGGUUAGUUGAAAAAAUAUGGCCGCCAGAGGGCGGGCAUUUUUUCCUUAUAUGACUAUUUAUGGAUAUACAGUCGAAACUGACCUUACGGCCACCUGAGAAUAACGGUCGCCUGCAGACAACGGUCAGUCUGGAUUCCCCCCCCCCCCCGACGAAAAUCACUAUAUUACACUUGAGAAUAACGGUCACAUGUCUAUAACGGCCAAGGGCCACUAUAUUCCACUCCGAAAUUCAUGUUUGAACUGAAAACAACACCCACGCUGUUCUCAGGUUUGACUUUAGUAAAAUCUUGUUAACACUCUAGUCUCUAGAGGCCACAUUUAUUGUCCGAUCUGCAUGAAACUUGGUCAGAAGAUUCAUCCCAAUAAUAUCUUGGACGAGUUCAAAAAUGAUGCCAGUUGGUUGAACAAACAUGGCCGCCAGGUGGCGGGGCAUUUUUCCUUAAAUGGCUUUAUGAAAACGUUGUUAACACUCUAGAGGUCACAUUUAUUUUCCGAUCUUCAUGAAACUUGGUCAGAAGAUUUGUCCCAAUGAUAUCUUGGAUGAGUUCGAAAAUGGUUUCGGUUGCUUAAAAAACAUGGCCACCAGGGGGCGGGGCAUUUUCCUAAUAUGGCUAAAUAUCAUGCUUUAGUAAAACCUUGUUAACACUCUAGAGGACACAUUUAUUGUCCGAUCAUCAUGAAACUUGGUCAGAUGAUUUGCCCCAUUGAUAUCUUGGAUUAGUUCGAAAAUGGUUCCGGUUGGUGGAAAAAACAUGGCCACCAAGGGGGUGUGGCAUUUUUCCUUAUAUAGCUAUAGUAAAACCUUGUUAACACCCUAGACGCUAUAUUUAUUGUACGAUCAUCGUGAAACUUUGUCAAAAGAUUUGUCCCAAUGAUAUCUUGGACAAGUUCGAAAAUGGUUCCAGUUGGUUGAAAAACAUGGCCGUCAGUGGACGGGGCAUUUUUUCUUAUAUGGACUUAUGAAUCUUCAUGUCAGUAUAUUUGUUUAAAUGAUAUCUUGGAUGUGUAUGAAAAUGGUUCUGGUCUGUUGAAAAACGUGGCUGUCAGGGUGUUCACUAGUCAUGCAAGUUGGUGAGAAUAUUUUGUUCUAAUGACAUCAGUUCCUUUGAUUCUCAGGUAAGCGACUUUGGGCCUUUCAGGCCCUCUUGUUUCUGGUUACUCCAGCUCCCCUCUCCCGCAGCAACACCAUAUCAACAGUCUUCAAGUAACAACUAAAUAACUGGAAAAUAGCAGCUAAAAUUAAAAAUUCGUCCCAACUUUCGUGAGUCUAGUAAAUUAAUUAGGUGGAGUGCUGGAACACACUCCGAGUACACACAUAUUGCAGGCUCAGACGCGGAAGAACCUCGUUAUAAUUCAAAAUACAGACAUGCACACAAGUGAUCACAGUUCCGCUUGAUCUCAUUGAAUUUGCAAAGGAUCUUUGUCUAAGAAUGUAAAUAAAUCAAUAAAUAACGCCGUAUAUCUUUUUGGCGUAGCUGUCUACGCUUAAUUAUGACAUCGAUUUCAUGAAAUAAUUUAUGGCAGCGGCAACAUAACACACCAAUCGAGUCGCGCAGUUUCCGACAUUAAGGAAAUACAAACUAACUGUUGUUGUUCAACGUCUAUGAUUUCUGUUGUAUAUUUGAUUACCUGUAUGUAAACAAAUUCAUGAGACAAAACGAAUGAUAAAGUUCAAAGCUAA
Dreissena polymorpha is the source of this 3353-nucleotide messenger RNA. Its product is annotated as arylalkylamine N-acetyltransferase-like 2. The transcript has 3 exons. NCBI's taxonomy places the organism in Eukaryota, Metazoa, Mollusca, Bivalvia, Myida, Dreissenidae. The coding region runs from base 351 to 1040 and encodes 229 amino acids. Gene Ontology annotation, molecular function: N-acetyltransferase activity. The record is from RefSeq and is a predicted model, not a curated record.